This is a messenger RNA of Symsagittifera roscoffensis, 3110 nucleotides long. RefSeq lists its product as uncharacterized. The transcript is spliced from 7 exons. NCBI's taxonomy places the organism in Eukaryota, Metazoa, Xenacoelomorpha, Acoela, Convolutidae. Gene Ontology annotation, cellular component: endoplasmic reticulum lumen. Gene Ontology annotation, biological process: retrograde protein transport, ER to cytosol; endoplasmic reticulum unfolded protein response. Bases 7 to 2790 code for a protein of 927 amino acids. The record is from RefSeq and is a predicted model, not a curated record.
GAUAGAAUGGUGACCCGCUUGACAGCCGGGCGCUUCGAUAUCUCAAUUACGAUUUUCAUCAUUUUUCUCUGUAACUUGCUAACAACAGCCUCAAUUCUAGAUGACACAUUGUCUACUUUGCCUCUCGAGCGUUACAGUUUGUCAAUUUUGGAUAUAAACGAUAUCCAGACUUCAAAAUUUGUGGACGAUGCAAUAUCAAGUAGCUUGGAAACAGUCACAACGAAAUCUCGCUCAGGACAAACGUUUGUGUGCUAUCUACCUGCAACCAAGGAACUCUCGACCACUGCUAAUAAAUCAGAAGUGAGUAGCAAAAUCAGAAUCACAAACGAGGAGGUGAGUCGGAGGUUGAAAGCACUUACGGCUACGAGUAGUGAUGGAUCAACUCCGGCGUGUCCACAAGUGAACCAAGGCUGGUGGACCUAUGAGUUCUGUUUUGGCACUCAAAUCAUGCAGUUCCACGCAGAGCCACGCGAGAAGAAUGGACAAUCAACUUCGAAUGGGCCAGGGUUCGUCUCUCUGUCACUGGGUCAUUUCUCACACGAGACAGUAUGGGACAACCAGACGUUUGACAUGAAUGCCCUGAAGAAACAGAAGAAUGGCCACUACCAUUCACAGUAUUACAAUAAUGGGUCCAAGUGCGAACUGACAGGACAUGCAAGGGAGGCUCAAGUGAAGUUCUACUGUGCUCCACAGUUAAAAAUUAGCAUCACGGAGCCAAGCACCUGUCGCUACGUCAUAGUUGUCAACACCCCCACUCUUUGUGAUCUGGCAGUGUUCAAAAAGGCAGAGGAAAAAGAACAGCAAUUCGAAAAGAUAUCAUGUGUGCCACAGGUUGCUCUGGUGAAUAAAAAGGAAAGAGAGAGCAUUGAGGAUGAAACAGCACAAAAUAUUGAAACGAAGGAAUCGGGAGAAAUGACAGAACAAGCUGCAGGCAGCGAAACUAGCAUGCCUCAGAGAUUGAAGAACACGCAAGUAACUAGAGAAUUGGAUCACGAAAGCGUAACUGCUACGUUGAAAUCUGAAGAAACGGAACCAUUGGUAACACAACCUAAAGAGAUGGAUAUAGGGAAGAUGAUCAAUACGGAAGAAGUACAAAGGGGAUUAGCUAAAUCGAGAAUAGUUCUAGACCCAAAUGCCGAAGAGAGAGAACACAUUCAAGAUAUGCUCGAAGGAAAUCUUUUCAAAAACGACCCAGAGUUGAAAGCCUUGCGCGAGGGAAGUCUUUUUGACGAAAUUGGAGGCAUGGGAAAGGGCUUAGAAGAGUCUAAAAUAAAUAUGAAAGCAGAUCAAGCUUCCAGCAGAAAAGACGUUGCAAAAGACAUAACAGACGCUAAGAGUUCUGAAGAUCAAACUGCUUUUGAGAAAGACAGAAAACACGAAGAAUUUAAGCGAAUGAAAGAACUGGAGUUAGAAGGUCAGAAUAUAUUGAUAGAAUUGAAGAAAGUACGGAUUAUGACAGAGCUGUAUGAGGAGAAAGUAAAGGCUGCAGGACAGGAGUUGGAAAGGAGGUUGGAGUCCCAGGAGACGCCACCUGAGUUCCUGACUUCUGCUGUACUGGCUGUCAAACUGGCUCAACGUGGAAUUGAAGUGUUCAAGAAAACAGAUUAUGUGAGGGAUUUUGAAGAUGCUCUCAUUCGAGAUAAAAUGAGAGGCGAAGUGGGAAAAUCACUAGACUUGGGCAGACAUGGAAUCACAGCAAUCACUUUCCACUACGAGGAGCUGCAGGACUACCUUCUGUCAUUCCAGAGACUGAUUUCAAUGGUCGACAUUCACGCCAGCAUCCUGCCUCCCAACGCCGAAAUUGACCAAAUGAGUUUCGAAGAACUCAAAGCUGCCUUUGACAAGUUGACUUUUAGUUUUGAACUGGAGAUCUCCAAGGAGCAUCCAGUGGCUCAACUGAUUAAACAGUAUGAAGGGUUGAAAGUACAGGUUGCAGACGGGACUAAAGACAACGUGGAUAUAUCGAAAGAAAUAAUUGUAAAAGCAUUGAGGGUUGCGAUGAAGCAAUCGAAAGCCUUCUUCACCGAGCUUGCAGAAGCGAAGCUGCUGAAAAUCCAAAAUCUGCAAAACUAUCAAAAUAUGAAAUCAAAUGACCCUCUAGGGCAAAGCUCUCUUGGAUUGGACUCCAUGACUAAGCUGAAGAAUUUGAAGCUCAAAAAUAAAGGCAAUGGAAUGUGGAAAAGGUGGGAUGAAACGACUCCUAAGUUGUCAUCUUUGGAACAAUACAAAAAUGUGAUGCUUGGAAGAGGUGGUAAAUCAGGAACUGUGACGAAGAGAGUUUUCCACAAUGUGAAAGGGACGGGGUCCGCCAAGACAUUCCUGAAGGUGAAGCUGACACAGCUGUCGAAGGUUGUUGAGAUGGAUGAUGACAACAUUGAGUUGCCCACUGAUGAGUUGUCGAUUGAGCUGGACACUGACGAGCUGAUGGGGGGAGACACGGUCGCAGGGGCAGACGUUCAGGACAUGGAGGUGCAUCUGUUGGCUGUGGGCUCGAGUGAGGAAUACAAAAACCUGAUGCAGGAUCCGGAGCAGCUGAUAUCCAUCAUCAAGAAUGCCCUGAAGAGUGGACAGACGAUGAUGGUGGAGGGGGAUCCCAUGACGUCCAGAAACGCUAUCCAAACCCAGAUGGAACACUCGAAUCUAGCGAACAGGUAUUGGGAUCCAACGCAGCGAUCAACGAGCGCAAGUGGUCCACUUUUUCCGGCUGCCAAAACUUCGAGUCAGUCGUCAUCCGAACAAGAGAAUGAUAAUUCUAGAAGUGAAUAUUCGAGAAAUUACCACUUAGUCUAACUUCGAAGCUUAUUUUCAGUACCAGAGACAGUUAACCAAUGACUAAGUCGUGCCGCUAAGAAACGAAGGGACCAAGUUUGCUUCAGCUUGUUAAAUGAAUUUACAUAUCUGAUUCCAGUUUGAUCUGAUCUAAAUUUACUCUGCUGGGUUGCGGAUAUAGACUUAUAGUUAAAUUAAAUACGAAUUUAGAUGAAAACUUUCGCGCAAUGCGCGCAGCUACCAAUUUCUGCUAAUUUAAUAUGAUUUGGGUGUUUACUGUGUGUAUCAUCCCUUACAGAUAUUUUAUUUGUUGUUGAUAGAAAUUCAUUGUUUGUAUUCUU